Messenger RNA from Emericellopsis atlantica, 1421 nucleotides. RefSeq names its product hexaprenyldihydroxybenzoate methyltransferase. Gene Ontology annotation, molecular function: 2-methoxy-6-polyprenyl-1,4-benzoquinol methyltransferase activity. Bases 501 to 1364 code for a protein of 287 amino acids. The transcript has a single exon. The record is from RefSeq and is a predicted model, not a curated record. NCBI's taxonomy places the organism in Eukaryota, Fungi, Ascomycota, Sordariomycetes, Hypocreales, Bionectriaceae. Gene Ontology annotation, biological process: ubiquinone biosynthetic process.
CGGUAAUGAGUCGCGAGAGGUUUAAGCAGGCAGCCUGAAGCACGCACUACAUUCUACAAGCUCAAUCAAAGAAUACAUAAUUUACGAUAAAAAAUGCUUCAUACGACAUGCAACUGCGCCGAAAUUGAGUUCUUCUGACUAAUGCCCAUCGAUGUUGGACAGCUUACAGGGUAGCCAGCAGCUCUUGUAGCCUUCGGUCACUGGCUUGGACAAAAUUCGUCCCCCAACAGCUGAGGUUGAAGAGCUCAAUUGCAAAUUACAACAAAAGCAGCUUUAUCUUCACCCUCGAUUCUUCUUUAGGGUUUUAGAAAUUUACAUUCCCAGGACGUGGACCAGAAGCCAAGGUUGUACCUCGUGCACCUACGGCGAAUUCCGCUUGUGCAAAUCCCGUGCCCAAGACAAACUUCCAUCACCCAUAGUAACUUACGUCCCACGUCGCGAUACCUCAUGACCAGGUAGUCAAAGCUGCCCGAGCUCGAACCCACGCGUCGACCGCCUCAAUGGCGCCUACACGACCGACCGCGGCCACGGGCCUGCGCACACUUCUACGCGCUGCACCCCGGACAAUACGACCGCCCUUCCUCGCUCGAACCGCAUCGCCACAACUGCCUGCCCAACGAUGGCAUUCCUCUGUCAACCCAGACGAAGUCUCCCACUUCAACGCGCUCGCCUCCGAGUGGUGGGACCCUCACGGCUCCUCGCGUCUUCUCCAUCUCAUGAACCCUCUUCGGCACGACUUCAUCAAUGCCUGCCUCGCGUCGCAACCCGAGGCCCGCCCGCCCUCACUGACAUAUCUCGACAUUGGCUGCGGCGGUGGUAUCUUCGCAGAGAGCGCGGCCCGCUUGCCUUCCACGUCGAGCGUCACCGCCAUUGAUCCCACCCCGUCUGUGCUGGCCAUAGCAAAAGCGCACGCCAAGAAAGAUCCCAUGCUUGCAUCCAAGCUGUCCUACCAACAAAAGUCCAUCGAGGAGCUGCCCAUCCCUGAAAAGGGCUACGACGUUGUUUCAGUGUUCGAGGUCAUUGAGCACAUUGACCAACCAGCUGCGUUCCUCGACAAAGUCAAGCCUUUUGUCCGGCCUGGCGGCUGGCUGGUCAUGAGCACAAUCGCCAGGACGUGGAUGAGCUGGCUCACGACGAAUUUGGUGGCAGAGGACCUUCUCCGGAUCGUGCCACCGGGCACGCACGACUGGAACAAGUACAUCAACGAGCACGAACUGAGGCGGUACUUUGCAGGCAAGGGAUGGCAUAGUCCAAGGGUCAUGGGAGUGGUGUAUAUCCCAGGCGUAGGGUGGCGCGAGGUCAAGGGGAGCGAGAAGGUGGGCAACUACUUCUUUGCUGUGAGGAGAGAUGCGGAAGAGUCAUGACAUGCACAGUCUUGUACAAAUGCGUUGGGGAUGGAUGUUGCACCUAUGUAUAUGGUU